Molecule: messenger RNA, 1032 nt
Organism: Penicillium chermesinum
Lineage: Eukaryota; Fungi; Ascomycota; Eurotiomycetes; Eurotiales; Aspergillaceae
Product: mitochondrial 37S ribosomal protein uS2m
Exons: 3
Coding region: 1-1032 (343 amino acids)
Biological process (GO): translation
Cellular component (GO): mitochondrial small ribosomal subunit; ribosome
Molecular function (GO): structural constituent of ribosome
Source: RefSeq, a predicted model, not a curated record
AUGAUUGUACGACAAUUUGGUGUGCGGCAGAGCCGCCAAUUGCUGGCCCUGAGUCGCCGUGCUCCGGUGUCCGCUCGCUUUCUCUCAACAGAGACAGCAGUCGAAACACCGGUGACAAGCUCACCAGAAUCCAGCGUUCCAUCCAUCAACUCACCCUUAGAAUCGGGCUCCACCCAGUCCAAGCAGAGCCUGACCGAAUCCGAGCAGCGCUGGCGAAAGUGGGAAGCUUCAAAAAAUGCCUUCCACAAGCUCGGCUCCACAACCAAAGACUCCUACGAACCAGUGCCUCUUUCCGCCUCCGAGAUCACCCUCGAACACCUUCUCGCCGCCGGUACACACAUGGGCCAUUCGACCUCGCGCUGGAACCCGCAGAACUCGCGAUACAUCUUCGGUAUCCGCGAGGGUGUCCACAUCAUCUCCCUCGAUGUGACCGCAGCCUACCUCCGCCGUGCCGCCAAGGUUGUCGAGGAAGUUGCCGCGCGAGGUGGCAUCAUCCUCUUCGCCGGUACCCGGAAGGGCCAGAAGCGGUCUGUCGUGGGUGCUGCGCACCUCGCGAAGGGAUAUCACAUCUUCGAGCGGUGGAUCCCCGGCUCGCUGACAAACGGCGAGCAGAUCCUCGGACACUGCGAGACAAAGGUCGUCAAUGCCUUCGAUGAGGAGUUGCCCGAGUUCAAGAAUGAUCUGCAGGACCGGCCGGUUGUCAAGCCCGAUCUGGUCGUGGUGCUGAACCCCUUGGAGAACGUCGUGCUGCUGCACGAGUGUGGGCUGAACAACGUGCCUACCAUCGGUAUUAUCGAUACCGAUGCUGAUCCCACUCGGGUGACAUACCCCAUCCCCGCGAACGAUGAUAGUCUGCGCUCAACGGACCUGAUUGCGGGCGUACUGGGCCGUGCUGGGCAGGCGGGUCAGAACAGGAGACUGCAGGAUGCGAAGGAUGGCAAGUUCAGUUAUCAGCCUGUUUCGGCAGACUGGUUGCGUCUGGAUCCGUUUACGGGGAUGCCACUGGAGGCGGAGCAGCAGAAGAAGAAAUAA